GUGUGCUGGGUCAGAGAAUUCAAUUGAGGGGUUUUAAAAAAACUCUAUCCUCAAAAGGAUAACCAUUAGAAGAAACAUAGAAGGUAAACAGGAAGAUGGGCAAGCUUGGCUGCAGCAUCGACGGGGUCCUAAAUGAAGCCAAGUUCAGUGAACCACUGCCAUGGAUUGGCAUCUACAUAGCAGCAGCAUCUCUUGCCUGUGCAAUUGCUAUGGCUGCAGACGCUAUCCAUGGAUUCCGCCAUUGGAAACUCUGGUUCCCUUGCAAAUUCUUAGCAAUCAACGCCACCUCUUUGACAAUAAUAACAGUGGCAGUCAAACUGUCCGUCGAUUUGAACACUGCCAUGCCUCGUGGUGAAGAUCAGCUAGCAAAACUCAGCAGCACGGCCUUGAUCUGUACAGUCAUGGGUAACUCUAUGCCUUCUCUAGGAACCAUGGAAAAUAAAGAAAUAUUCACCAACAUGAUAGCUUUGGGAAUACUUGUCAUUACUGUUCUUGUCAAUAUCUGCAUCCAACUAGGUACUGGUGUAAUCUAUGUUUUUGUUAUGGAGCAUGCCAUCAUCAUGUUUCUCAUGCUUGUUUUACUAGUAGUCUUAAGUUUUUCAGCUUUAACUGUUCCAACUAUAAAGCAUUAUUUGGAACUUAAAUACAAGAAGAAGUAUGAAAUAGCUCUCAAAGAAUGCUCAAAAUCAAAUGAAACUGACAAGACAAUAGUAGAGAAACUCAAGGAAGAUCUAAUGAGAUAUUGGAUGAUGGCUCAUACCUGCAGCCCCCAGUUUGUUGUAGGCCGAUCAGUUACUUGUACUGCCUCGGGUGCAUUAUGUCUAUUGAGUGCUGCAACUUUAGCAGAAGCCAUGCUUCGAUUUUAUCUGAUGCCUGGAUCAUUUAGAUUCUGCAAGGGGGAAUCAGACUACAAGUGGUCAAUCAAGUUAAUUCUUCUUACACAGGCUGUUGCAGUUGGAGUGGGUACGAUUGCCCCAGCAAUGAGAUGGUUUCUUGCUAUCAAUUUCAGGUGUCCAACAAGAGGCGGGAAAUGGGCCUGCAGAAAAAAUUACAAACUAGAAGAAUACUGGAUUAAGAGAUUAGUGGAGAUGAAAGAGUGCCCGUUAAAUAUACCAAUAAGUAAUCCACACAGCAGGAGAAUUGUCCAUGAUGCCAAAAUUAAAUUUCUGAACUUGUGUAUUGGAAUUCAGGCUGGAAUUGUAUUCAUGAGCAAAAUAAUCCGUCUCAUCUCCAUUUACUCUAUGAGCGUGAUUUUGUUAUGCUAUGACCACUGUAGAGACUGGCUGAUGAAAUUCACACCCACCAAGAGCAUUACAAAUGAUUCAGGGUCAGAGUCGCUCCCUAGCUCAAAGCUGGAUCUCAGCCGUUUUGUUUUGCAUCUUGAAGGUGAAGACUCGCUGGUUGAGGUAAUGAUGAAGGACAACCGAGAUGCUACUGAUUACUGGAGGCAGAGAGCAAAGAAGAGACAACCAAAACAUCUUAUAGAACUGUUGCAACUAUCAAGGCCUUCUGAAGGAUUUAAGGGGCUUACUGAGUUUGACAGUUUCGAAGUACCUUCUCUAGAUGCUGAAGAAGCUCCAGAUUGUUGGUCUCUCUCUGUGGUGACAUUGACAAGCAUUGCAGCUGCACUCCCCAACAUCAAUAGGAGCUCAAUCAAGCAUCUUAUGGCUGGAGUAAACGAAGGUUUGGUGUAUGUCAGACACAUCGAAGACGACCUGGAUAUGCAAGGGAAUUUGAUAAGAAUCAGGAAGGCAGCAGAUGUCGUCUGGCUAGCAUUUGAACUGUAUCACAGGUGGCUAGAUGUGGACCUCCGUAAACCGUCUCUCCAAGGAAAAAGCCCAAAGGAAAUACUCAAAAUACUUUCUGAUACAGCAAAGAACACAUUUAUGGAGUUCAAGAAGAGUAAAGUGGAUCAGUGUCUAGCGGAUAGCCCUUCAAAGUGGCCCAUCAAAGUAUUGGCUGCCAAUUCCAUGUACAGAAUAAGCCAAUCCAUUUUGCUGAACUAUGAAAGCAGAAACUACCAGAUGGGGGAAAGAUUAUUUGAAGCAAUAACUGUCAUGAUCUCUGAUAUACUGGCUGCGUGCCUCACUAACUUACAGCGGUUCAUCUCAAUCAAGUGUUUGACCAGCUCCAUUGAGGAGAGGGAAGAGAGCGUGCGACACGCAGUUAAUGUUCUCGGGAAAACUGAAAACAUUUUGAAGCUCCUCCAUCAAAAAGCACUUCCCGGCUUGAAUCCGGAUCAAAUGGCAUUCAUGGACGAGUGGCGGUCAUUGCACAAGUUAAACAGCUCUUUGCCUGACACUCCAUUUUCGCAAGAAAGUGACUCAGCUUCUCGCACUGGCAGUGAAGUAUACCUAACCAUUGACUAAAUUUUGGCAAGCAUGAAUGUUGGGAAACCAGACGCAGCAUUUUGAUUUUGUUUUUAUGUAUCUAUGUCUUUGUCUAUGGCUUGUCUCGAUGUACAUUACAGUUUAGUACCCUAGAAGAGGAAGCUCUAUAUAUUAGAUUGUGCGGAAACUCGAGUUUUCUUGGA
Messenger RNA from Theobroma umbraticum, 2533 nucleotides. RefSeq lists its product as uncharacterized. The record is from RefSeq and is a predicted model, not a curated record. NCBI's taxonomy places the organism in Eukaryota, Viridiplantae, Streptophyta, Magnoliopsida, Malvales, Malvaceae.